Drosophila busckii is the source of this 1524-nucleotide messenger RNA. Its product is annotated as leucine carboxyl methyltransferase 1. Gene Ontology annotation, molecular function: protein C-terminal leucine carboxyl O-methyltransferase activity. The transcript has 4 exons. Gene Ontology annotation, cellular component: cytosol. Gene Ontology annotation, biological process: C-terminal protein methylation. The record is from RefSeq and is a predicted model, not a curated record. The coding region runs from base 215 to 1231 and encodes 338 amino acids. Lineage: Eukaryota; Metazoa; Arthropoda; Insecta; Diptera; Drosophilidae.
UAUGAAUUAAAUUAAAUCUUACCACUGGCGAUGACAAUAAACAAUAAAUUUAAUUAACUCUUGCAAGUAUAUGCUGUGCAUAGCUAAUUGUAUAUUUAAAAUAUAGCGCAAAGAAACUUGAAGAAAAACACGUAUAAUCUGAGGGCAGACAGAAGUGCAUAAUCAGUGCUUGAACUGUGCGAAUUUUAGUGUAGACAACUUCUGGUGCGGCGUCAUGGAGCCACCAUCAGUUGGCGGCGGAGCUGCCCACAAUACGACACACAAAUUUCAUCCAUGUGAUGAGGCUGUUAUAGCCACCAACGAUGAUGCGAGUGACUGCAAGCGCUGCGCCGUGCGUUUGGGCUAUUGGAAGGACGACUACAUUGGGUACUUUGUGCGCAAUCAGGAGAGGAAGGCGCCUGAGAUCAAUCGUGGCUACUUUGCACGCGUCAAGGGCGUCGAGAUGUGUGUGGACAAGUUUCUCAAGAAAACGGGUGGCAACUGCCAGAUAAUUAAUCUGGGCUGUGGCUUCGAUACGCUCUACUUUCGCCAGGAUACAGCGCAUCAGGUGAAGAACUUUAUUGAGCUGGACUUUCCCACAGUAACGGCGCGCAAAUGCUACACAAUCAAGCGCAAUAAGGCCUUGCUGGCCAGGAUUAACGCCGAGGAUGGCGAGGUGCGUCUAAGUCCAACAGAUCUGCAUGGACCCAACUAUCAUCUGAUGGGCGUGGAUUUGCGUAACCUGGAUGAGGUGGACAGCAAGCUGGCGCAGGCUGAGGUGGACUACACGCUGCCUACAAUCUUCUUGGCCGAAUGUGUGCUGGUCUACAUUGAGGCACAAAAUUGUCACAAUUUGCUCAAAUGGAUAGCGCAGAAGUUCAAAUCCGCCGUCUUUGUUAACUAUGAGCAGGUGAAUAUGAACGAUCGCUUUGGUGAGGUCAUGCUCAACAAUUUGCGUAGUCGUGGCUGCAGCCUGGCUGGCGUGGAGUCCUGCUUGUCGCUGGAGACGCAGACGAAUCGCUUCAAGGACUGUGGCUGGAGUGGUGCACGCGCUUGGGAUAUGGUGCAGGUUUAUGAAAGCAUCUCAGCAGCGGAGCGACAGCGCAUAGAGCGUUUGGAAAUGCUGGACGAAGGCGAGCUAUUGUUGCAGCUGUUCCAGCAUUACUGCCUGGCUGUUGCCUGGUUGGGUGUUGAUUUUCAGGAUUUGGAUAUCACUGUGGAAGAUCUGAUGUCCUCGCUUAAUAUCGAGUAAUUGGCGCCAAAUGGUGGAACGUUAUUUAUUCAGUCUACUUUCUGUUUGCUGCUGCUGAUGCUGUCUUCGGGUUAAGCCACAGAUCAUGCCAAACUUUGCUUCGAGUGUUACGCCUAAUGUGUUAAAUAAAUUGCAAAUUUACAAUUAAAAUGUAACUAAUACUUGUCAUUUACACAUGCAUUAUUAAUGUGUAUUAUUUUAAGUUUUAUCUUCUUUUUUUUUUGCCUCCCGCCCAUUAAAGACUUUGUUCUGUAAAUUUCUAGUGUGAGUUGUAAAUGUAAUUCGAAAUAAAU